AUGGCCUCACACAACACCCACCCUUCCACCAAAGCCCUGCAUGCAGACGAUACCUUAAAUCAAGUGACCGACGUCGCACCCCCAAUCCAUCUCUCUACAAUCUUCCGAUACCCCAAUGAUCCAGAUCAACUCAUGCCGUCCGAGGAUCCGGUAGAUGAAUUCAACGGCAAGAACUAUGUCUAUUCCCGCGAAUUUGCGCCCAAUGCAACUCGCUUUGAAGCAGUGCUCUCAUCCCUGAUAGGCGGGCACGCAGUGAGCUACUCAACAGGUCUAGCAGCCCUACACGCCGCUCUCACACUGCUCAACCCACGCAACAUCUCCGUCGGCGAGGGAUACCACGGCAGCCACGAAGUCAUCGCGGUAGUAUCACGUCUGUCCGGGCUACAGAAACAUGCUCUAGACUGUCCCGUCGAAAGCCUGGGCCCCGGUGAUGUUAUCCUACUAGAGACGCCCGUCAACCCGCUGGGGACGGCAUUCAGCAUCGAGGAAUACGCGCGCAAGGCCCACUCCCGCGGGGCAUUCCUCAUUGUCGAUAGUACGUUUGCGCCGCCUGGCUUGCAGGAUCCGUUCCUGUGGGGCGCGGAUAUCGUCAUGCAUUCCGGCUCCAAGUAUUUCGGUGGACAUAGCGAUUUGCUUUGUGGAGUGCUUGCUACGAAACGCGCGGAUUGGACGAAGCGGUUGUUUGAGGAUAGGAUCGCGCUUGGGAGUGUCAUGGGGAAUAUGGAGAGUUGGCUUGGUAUCCGGAGUCUGCGAACGCUGGAGGUCCGGGUUCAGCGGGGGAGCCAGAAUUCGGCGAGGUUGAUUUCUUGGCUUCGUACUGCUAUGCAAGCAUCGUCUCCUGCUGAUGGUAGUGAGGAGAUGGUUGUUCAGUCGGUUUUACAGAAGAUUCACCAUGCUAGUUUGCAGGAUGAGCCGUGGUUGCAGAAGCAGAUGCCUAAUGGGUUUGGUCCUGUAUUCUCUAUUGUCCUGCACAGUGAGCAGUUUGCGAAGGUUUUGCCGACUAAGCUUCACUUCUUCCAGCAUGCUACCAGUCUAGGCGGGGUUGAGUCUUUGAUUGAGUGGCGGGCUUUGUCGGAUUCCAGGAUUGACCGGAAGCUGCUGAGAGUUAGCGUUGGGCUGGAGAACUGGGAGGAUCUGAAAGACGACUUGCUGCAGGCAUUCAAGUCGCUGUUGGGAUGA
Penicillium verrucosum is the source of this 1179-nucleotide messenger RNA. Its product is annotated as putative transsulfuration enzyme family protein. The record is from RefSeq and is a predicted model, not a curated record. The transcript is spliced from 2 exons. Gene Ontology annotation, biological process: transsulfuration. The coding region runs from base 1 to 1179 and encodes 392 amino acids. Gene Ontology annotation, molecular function: carbon-sulfur lyase activity; pyridoxal phosphate binding. Lineage: Eukaryota; Fungi; Ascomycota; Eurotiomycetes; Eurotiales; Aspergillaceae. Gene Ontology annotation, cellular component: cytoplasm.